GAAGCUGGUGGGUGUUUGAAGCGCGGCGUCUGCAGCAUAAUUAAAACAUGGCGGACUCGGAGGAAUUUAGACUGAAACGUUUAAAGCACGAGGAACGCCUGUCUAGAGUAUUUGAUGAAGUGAUGGGGCUGGGAGACUUUGCAGACUCCUCCAGGGAAUCCACGACCUCCUCCAGGAGCGGAGAUCAGGACGAGACGAAGGGAGCGGACGAAACGACAGCACAACCCCAACAGGUAGAAGAAGGGGACAGCAACGGCAGCAGACAAGAGGAAAAGACGGACAAGGAGGCUGAAGAGUCAUCCCCUCCUUGCAAUGCCUCCCCUCCCUCUGAGCGACGUUCCUCUUUUACCAUGGGAACUAGCGAAGGAGCAGGAGGAGGAGGAGGAGGAGGAGGAGGAGGAGGAAGGGCAGCGUUUGAUGAUGCGCUGGAUGGUCUUCCCGUGUUUGGGCCGGAAGAAGACGAUGAAGACUGGCACUUCGCCCUGCCCAUGGGAACCCUGGAGGACGUCGACAUGAGCAAGGCGAACAGAAACGUGAAGCAACCGCCACAACAGGGGAACAACAAAACUCAAAGUGAACCCAGAGAGGAGGAGGAGGGGGAGGAAGAGGAGGAGGACCAAGAGAGGGAAGGAAGCAGUGGGUCUGCCAACACCUCUCACUCCUCUCAGGACCACACGCCCGAGAACAGCCGAGAUGGAGGGGUCCUCAACCAGACAGAGGAGACAGAGGACAGCCAGCAAGGAGAGAGGUCAGAGGCAGCUCCGACAGAGGACAGUAAUCCCCCGAUUUCUCCCAGCAUCAACAUUAAAGAUGAGCCCAUUGAUGAGGGCUACGACGCUGCUUUACUGCCUCAGAGCUCCAUCAGACAGAUCAAAGAGGAGCUGGAGCAUCAGGAGGAAGAGCUGAGGAUCAGCUCUGUUUACUCUGUAGGUGGAGGGAACACCUUUGUGUCCCCUACAGUACCAGCAGUCCCAGUCCCAGCUCCCCCUCAAACGGCCAUUUUUAUCCCAGGUAGAGGAGCUGUCCUACAAGCCAUGGCUUCCCUUCCUGUCAGACCACCAGGUCCAAUCCCAACUUCCCUCGCAUCUCUGACACCAAUGCCCCCACGCCCACCUCAGCCCGCCAUCCCCGGUAGUGUUCGCUGCAGCGGCUGCUCUAAGGUUCUGCUAAAAGGCCAAACGGCAUUCCAAAGAAAAGGCUCGACGCAGCUCUUCUGCUCCACAGUCUGUUUGACUGGCCAUCUGCCUCCAGCCAACAAAAACCGAUCCUGUUUCCAGUGCAACAGGGAGAUUCUUCAGCCCAGGGACAUGAUCACGAUUCCAGCAGACGACAGCACCUUAAUGCACUUUUGUGGCCAGUUCUGUCUGUCUGUCUUCAGACACAAAAAGAAACAUACUGACAAGGUCGUCGACAAAUGGGCCGACAAACGAGUUGAGAAGAAGCCAGAGAAGCUGCAGGAGAAACUGGCUGACAAACAGACGGACAAAAUUUACUGCAGCGUGUGUAAAAUCGCCAACAGGAUUGAGCACGAGGUCAGCCAUCAAGGUCGUCUACACAGGCUCUGUAGCGACGCCUGCUUUGUAACAUGGCGUAAGAUCCGACAGUUAGCCAUGAACUGCUGCGAAGGCUGCGGACUUUACUGUAAUAGCAACUCAGGCUCCUGCCAGACACUCGUGAUUGAAAGAUCUAAGCUCAACUUCUGUGGUCCCACCUGCAUUGGGACUUACAAACAGACGUGCAGAAAAACGGUGGAGUGCCCCUGCUGUCACAAGACGGCCAUAGUGUCGUCCACCAUCAUGGAACGAGACCAAAAGGGCAAAGUUCAGCUUUACUGUACACCUCAUUGUGUGGAACAGAGUCGACCCCCCCGACACACUCUAACCGGUACUCCAUUCCCAUGCAGCCUGUGCAAGAUUCCAGCUGUUCCUCAGUAUCAUCUGGCCAUGGUGGACGGCACGAUUCGUAACUUCUGCUCCUAUGACUGUGUUUCUAUAUACAGGAAAUCCGGUCACGCCUCUCAGGCAGACAUAACUAAUGGAACCGCCUCUCCCAGGGACCCCUCUCUCAGAGAUGCCCCCAGACCGGGGCCAUCUGCCGGAGCCAGCUCAGUCCCUCCCAUCCCUCAGGACUACCCAUCUUCAGUCCCCUACCCAGGCCAUCACCCCAGUAAUACCUCAGUGCCCCCACUGGUGCCUCCCUACUCAGCCAUGUCCUCCCCCUCUGUCCCAGGGCAAGCCCAGGCAAGAGCACCCUCUAGUCAGCCCCAGAAACCAGCAGAUGGUGGAUCCAGUGAAGCCUCCAAACUGACCUGCCAUCAUUGCAUCAAACAAUUCAAUAUCAAACCGCUGCUAUUCAGUUACCAAGGUCGUAUCUCUAUGUUCUGCAGUGAGACGUGCGGUGAGCAGUAUAAAAAACAGAAGAAUAUCCUGGCGUUGUGUGAGGGCUGUAAACAGGAGAAGGUGCACUUUGACACCAUAAGCUACAACCAAGAAGACCUCUUCUUCUGCAGUGAAAACUGUAAAGUUCUCUUCAAACAUGAGAUGACAUCCCGUUGCAAGGAUCUCCCCUGGCGUUCCUGCAGCUACUGCUCCAGCCUUGGUCAGAAGAUGCUGCACAGCCAUUACGGAGGCAAGAUGGAGGAGUUCUGCAAACCCCACUGCAUGUCCCAGUACACUGUACUCUAUUACGGGAUGGGUCGAUGUGACAGUUGUAGGAAACAGGGCUACUUGACCGAGAAGCUGCAGUGUUUGGGUUCAGUCCGUAACUUCUGCAACCUGCCCUGCCUGCUGCAGUACUGCUACAUGCAUUUUGAGACAAACCAACACACCAGCAGUAAUGGUACUGGAACGGCCCCACAAGCACCACAUGCUCCGACACAGCCACACCACUCCUCAAAGAUGAAUCCUGUCAUAGCUGAUGUCGUCUCAUUGGCCAAUGGCUCUGCCACUCAGCCCAGUGUGUCAGCAGAUACGGCUCUGACUGGAGCACUUCCAACCUCCAACGUAGACGGCAAGAACCUGGAUCAUGCCAGCACUCAGACUGACGCCAUGCGGGGGCCUGUGUCCCGCCGCCGUCAAAUGAAGAAUAAGUCAGUUCUUUGCCGGCCGUUCACCAUGGACCAAGAGAGCAUGUGCCAGCUGCCCACACCUUCCACCGACAGCUGCUCAGCAGAUGACAAUGUAAAGGUAUUAAUGGUACCAGUCCCAGUACCAGUCUUCAUUCCAGUGCCUAUGAACAUGUAUUCCCAGCACACACCUUUUCCUAUGGCCAUGCCCAUACCGGUUCCAGUGCCCAUUUUAGUACCAUCUCAGAAUAAGGGUGUAAAAGACGCAGCUGUCCAAUCAGAUUCUUUGGCUGUGGAGGAUGAAAAUCAGAAUGACAGGCACGUCUCCAGGGCAGGCCAUAGUGGAGAUGUAAAGUCAGAGGGGGUCCUUCCCAUAAUCCACAAAGAUGAGGAAAAUCCAAAAGCAAUGCAAGCCCACCUGCCACUUACUGUAAGUUCAGCGGGGAGCACAGAGUCAGCUCAUCCCCAGCUUAUUACCCAGCCAGAGGGGAGUACGACGACAAGUGACCCACCUACCACCAGUGCCGAGGAUCAACCUCCCUCUUCUCCGAUGAUGGAUUUGGAGAAUGACUUACCUCCUGAAUCGUUGGAUCAGAAGGCAUCCGCUCCACAGCGAGGAGUGAAAAGAGCCAGAGAAGGUUCCUCCGGUCGGAAACGGGGUCGAAGGCGAAUCCGUUCGAUGAACCGCAGUGCAGUGGCGCCUCCAGCCCCCUCCAAACUGAACCACCUGUAUGGGGUUAAAGCCUGGAAGUGCUGGGUCCAACAACACAACAAGCAACCCCAAAAACCCAGUCCAGGGGAUAUUAAAGAGGACAUCCUUCAGUGUGACUCUGCAGAGCUGAGCUUUGCUUUGUCUCGCUUCAUCAAAGAAGUACGACGGCCCAACGGAGAGCCCUACAGCCCGGACAGCAUCUUCUACCUCUGUCUUGGGUUACAGCAGUAUCUGUUCAUGAAGGGCCGCAUAGAGAACAUCUUCACUGAUGAACUGUACAAGCAGUUUGCCACCGAGAUCACCGGGAUGCUGCGACUCUGGAGACCUAAACAACUACCCAGUGGUGGCAUUGUUUCCUCCCGUGUUGAGGAGGCCUACCUGUGGGAGUGUAAGCAGCUGGGCGCCUACUCUCCGAUAGUGCUGCUCAACACGGUGCUCUUCUUCUGCACCAAAUAUUUUCACUUCACCACGCUGGCGCAACACCGAAGCCUCUCUUUUUCCAACUUUACUCUGCGCUCCAAACCCUGCAGCCGGACUGGCAAAAUCCACUACCUCCACUACCAGAGAAGCCGCGGUGCCACAACGAGCCGAGAGGUGACAGAACGAUCCAGAAAAAGACAGGAAGAGGAUGCUGGGGACCUGGAGAUGCUAGAAAACAUCACCAACCCUCUGCACUGUCCGGUCAGACUGUACGAGUUCUACCUCUCAAGAUGCCCAGAGACAGUGAAGACGAGAACUGACGUGUUUUUCCUCCAGCCUGAACAGAAUGUCCACACACACAGUUCCCACUGGUAUACUUGUCAACCAUUGGAGCACACCACUCUACAGAGCAUGCUCACACGCAUCCUGGCUGUCAGAGAAGUUCACCAGGAGCACCAAGCAGCCCAAUUGAAGUCCUCAGUCGCCACCAAUGAUGACAGCUUACAGUGAUGAGAAGCUGCUUAUCCAUCACCCUCUCUGCAAUAGGAACCUUCUCUGAUGCUGAACAGUUCACAGUGAAUUGCAGCUCUAUUUACACUCAUUGGUCAUUUCAGACUGAGACUGGCAGGUCUCUGAAAUGGGGACGCCGACCACCAAGCUGUCAAAGACACAACACAGAGAGACAGUAAAAAAGGAGACUUUGUCAUAGAGAGACACAUUUAAAGGACUUUGUAAGUGUGGGAUUAUGGUAUUACGUUACUUCAGUGGCCACCCCCUCCUCACAUAAAUGCACAAUGA
Scomber japonicus (chub mackerel) is the source of this 4994-nucleotide messenger RNA. RefSeq names its product zinc finger MYM-type protein 4. Lineage: Eukaryota; Metazoa; Chordata; Actinopteri; Scombriformes; Scombridae. The record is from RefSeq and is a predicted model, not a curated record. The transcript is spliced from 30 exons. Bases 48 to 4706 code for a protein of 1552 amino acids. Gene Ontology annotation, molecular function: zinc ion binding.